This is a messenger RNA of Puccinia triticina, 2787 nucleotides long. RefSeq lists its product as uncharacterized. The record is from RefSeq and is a predicted model, not a curated record. The transcript is spliced from 14 exons. Gene Ontology annotation, molecular function: mannosyl-oligosaccharide 1,2-alpha-mannosidase activity; calcium ion binding. Gene Ontology annotation, biological process: endoplasmic reticulum mannose trimming; mannose trimming involved in glycoprotein ERAD pathway; carbohydrate metabolic process. NCBI's taxonomy places the organism in Eukaryota, Fungi, Basidiomycota, Pucciniomycetes, Pucciniales, Pucciniaceae. Gene Ontology annotation, cellular component: membrane; endoplasmic reticulum. Bases 1 to 2787 code for a protein of 928 amino acids.
AUGUCCGCCGGAAGGAAACUCGAACUCAGGGAUUUGGUCAAGAAGACGUGGUACCACGGCUUUGAUCAUUACAUGAAGCACGCCUAUCCGGACGACGAACUGCGGCCGUUAUCGUGCACAGGAAUGGGAUACGACCACGAAAACCCAAACAACCACGAGACGAACGAUGUGCUGGGCGACUUCUCGAUGACCCUGAUCGACGUCCUGGACACCUUUGUCGCGCUGGGGGACCGGGCGAACUUCCGGCUGGCGGUGAUCCGGAUCGUCGAGCAGAUGGCCAGCUUCGACCUGGACUCCAAGGUGCAGGUCUUCGAGACCACCAUCCGGGUCCUCGGCGGGCUCCUGAGCGGCCAUCUGUUCGCCAAAGACCCCGAUAACCUCUGGGGAUUCCGCAUCGAUGGAUACGACGACCAGUUGCUCGUCUUGGCCAAAGACCUCGCCGACCGCUUGGUGCCCGCCUUCCAGGCCUCCCCCACGGGCAUCCCCUAUGCUCGCAUCAAUCUGAGACACGGCGUCCUGCAAGGAGAAGGCACCGAAACAUGCACGGCGGGCGCCGGCUCAUUGCUGCUCGAGUUCGCCACGCUCUCGCGCCUGCUUGGCGACCCGGUCUACGAGAACGUGGCCAAAAAGGCGUUCUAUGCGUUGUGGGACCGGCGCUCCGCAAUCAACCUGUUCGGCAACACGAUCGACAUCCAGACUGGUUAUUGGGCAUAUGGGGUCUCGAGCAUCGGCGCGGGCAUCGACUCCUUCUACGAAUACAUCCUCAAGUCCCACGUCUUGUUGCAGGACGACUCGUUCCUGGAGAUGUGGAACCAGGCGUACAAAGCGGUGAUGACGUACAUGCGCUCGCCCGACGGGUUCUGGUAUCGCGGCGUGAACAUGCAGACGGGGGCUGUGGCGACGACAACGAUCGACUCGCUGUCGGCCUUUUGGCCCGGCCUGCAGGUGCUUGCUGGGGACAUCGAGGCAGCGAUCCAGUCGCACAUGACAUAUGCCAAUCUAUGGGCCAGAUAUUCAGGGAUCCCCGAAGUGUUUGAUGUCCACAAGAAACAAGCGACGUCAUUGGGGUAUCCUCUCCGGCCCGAAUUCGUGGAGAGCAACUACUUCCUCUAUCGGGCGACGAAGGACGAGUAUUAUCUGGAUGUGGCCGAGCGUGUCAUCACUGAUCUCGUCAAUCGGACCUGGGUCGAUUGCGGCCUGGCCUCCAUCGCAAAUCUCCUCACGGGCAAGCUCGAAGAUCGGCAGCAUUCAUUCAUGUUGUCCGAGACACUCAAAUAUCUGUACCUCACCUUCGACGAAGACAACCCUAUCAACCAUGCGGAUCAGCCAUUUGUGUUUACCACCGAGGGACACAUUCUGUACAUCCCAGAUGCCCAAGACAUGCCGGAAAACCUUGGCCGUCGUACGGGCUGGGAAGAGCGGGAAUCGCUGGAGAGUGAUCGAGUGGCCUGGACGGCCCCACCGCGGAACCGGACGCGGCGGGCGUCGGUGGCGCAGACCUGCUCGGUCUUCGCGCCGUCGCUGCAGAGCGCCAAGCAUUCGAACCCCCUGAUGCUCUCGAUCACCGGCCGGUCCGACUUCGACUACGCCCGGAUGAUCACGGGCAGUCUGGAUGCGCCGAUCAACUCGACCCACGCCGUCGACCGACUCGACGAGCGCUGGGCGAGCUGCGGGAUGUGCGAGGUGCCGGUCGCGGAUGAUCAUCUGAUUGAAUUGAUUUUCAGUCAUUCGGCGGAGGACAUCGAGAGAAACCCCGGCCCGGAUAAAGUCGAGUUCUUCGGACCCUCCUCAGCAUCAUCAGCACCUGGAACUGGACCCCCAGAGCCGAAGAGGAAUAUGGUCCCAUUGGACUCGCAUGCUUCCUUCGAGUCCUCCCCCUCAUCGCCCGCUUUCGUCCUGGUCAAGAACCUCACCGGCCUGACGUUCUCCUUGAGGAAGCGGUUCGAUCAAGACAGCUACGAGAUCGUCAAAGUUGGCGCGUAUGAGCUAUCGCCCAAGACUCAAGUGGUCCUGUCAGAUCCAUAUGCGAUCAAAGUGCUCCAGCCGCAAAACGAAAGCGAACAGGUCUCGCAACGAGACCGAGAUCAUUUGACCGGGAUCCGGGUGUACUACGAGGGUUCGGUGAUCAGUCAGGAGCCUUCACAAGACAUGGUCUCGAUGUCGCGGGCAGUGAUGAUGGCCACGUUCGGCCCAGACGUGCGGAAGAACGGCUCGACGGAUCUUUCGCUGGGCAAUCUGCCAUUGGAAGUCGUCGGCUUGAACCCGCCCAACGAAUACGGCUGCAUGCCGAUCCCCGCCCCCGGAUUCGCCCCGACGCGGGAGCGACCGGAAGACGUCAGGGGCAAGGUGCUCCUGGUCAAGCGCGGCGAAUGCACGUUUGCCGACAAGGUGGAGGCCGCGGUGGCUGCGGGGGCCAGGGCGAUCAUCGUGGCCAACGAGGACGACACCCUGCUGAUCCCCACCUCCGACCGGAUCCAGUCUCGCGACCUGUCGACGCCUGUCGACGUCCACCAUCACCACGAGAAGCUCAAAUCUAUCCCGCUCUUGUUCUCCACCCUCGAGACCGGCAGGUCGAUCGGCACCAUGCUUGCCAAUCGACAGCCCCUUCUCCCCGGAUCGCUCCGAAAUAGAAAGCUGCUCAUCGAAAUCGUCGACAACCCCCUCGACUUGCUCACGCAUCCCGAAACUACCUCGGCUACUCCCAUUCACCAUCAGCCCAUCGACGAUCCUUCCAAAUAUAUCGUCAUUAACGGCUACAAACUCUCUAAUUUGAUCUUGAAAAAAUAA